AUGCCUGACAUCUUAAAUGAUGGUCCUUAUGUUCCUACACAGACCCUUGUGGUUGAUGCUGUGGUUAGAGAUGGUCAACCAACCAUACCUUCCACAGUUAAAUCCAUUGUUAAGGACAAGGCAGAUUGGGGGGAUGAGGAUAGGAGAUUGGCAAAUCUGGAUGUGAAGGCUAGAAAUUUCAUUGUCCAGGCUGUGCCCAAAGAUAUUUACCAUUCUAUUAAAAUGUGCUCAACUGCUAAGAAAAUGUGGGGUACUUUGUGUGUCAUGUUUGAGGGUUGCUCUACUUCCAUGGAAUCUACCAUAACUACCUUAACCAGGAAGUAUGAAAUAUUCUUCUCAUUGAGAAAUGAAUCUUUAACUGAUACACAUACCCGCUUUAAUGCUUUGGUUAAUGAUUUAGCUGCUGUUGGUUUGACUAAAACUAAUGAAGUUUUAAAGAGCAAAUUUCUUGACUCGCUACCACCAAAAUGGAAUAAUUAUAUCUCUUCUGUGAAACUAAGUUCUUUGUAUAAAGAUCUUGAUCUCCCUAGACUUUUUGGUUUGCUCCAUAACCAAGAAUGUUCAGAGGCUGAAAAGCUAAUUGCUAUGGGUGAUUCCUACAAUCAGACUGCUACUGCACUUGUUGCAUCAUUGACUGAACAUCCCAGUCCAAUGUCUGAUGAGGUCAUUCCUAAUGUCAAUGAAGCUAUUCAUGUUGUUUCUAACACUAACACUGUUUGUUCCGGUUCUGAAUGUGAAGAAUCUGAUAGUGAUGAUUUGGCUGAAGAGGUUGCUAUGUUGGCUGAUAAAAUCAGAAGAAGGUCUUUUAAUAAAGUCAAAGGAAAAGGAAAAAGUGGCCAACCUGAUAAGUCCAAGAAGCCAUUUGACAUGUCUAGUGUUACUUGUUACAAAUGUGGCAAAACUGGACAUAUGGCUGGUGAUUGUAGAUCCAAAGAGACUAAGCAAGCUGGGUCAUCCAAAGGUGGAAGAAGUGAAAAAUAUUCAAAGCUCAAAGGAAAAUAUAAGGCCUUAAAGGCACAAGUUGAUGAACUGAAUAAAAUGGUUGAAUCAAAUGAGAAAAGUCUUGUUGCUAAAGAUUGGGCAGAAAGUGCUACUUUAUCUGAUGAUGAAAUGUAUGAAAAUGCAACAUGUCUCAUGGCUAAAGAAGCUACUCAGAAGUUUAAUGAAGAUCUUGAGAAAAUUCAAAAGCAAUAUGGGUCAGCUCACAAUGCCUCAACCAGUCAAACCACUUCACCUGAGGUAAUUUCUUUUUCAAAUCUAUCUGACAAUGAUAAGCUGUCUAGACUUAACAGAUUGGGUGAUGAGGUUCUUUUACAAAAGCAUUUCAAUCAAGAACUUAAAAAGGAAAUUUCCUUGUUGAAACUUGAUUUCAGUUCUAAGAGUCACAUUAUUGAAAAACUUGAAUAUGAAGUUAAAGCUCAAAAACAAUUAAACUCCAUUUUAGUAAAAGAAGCUAAAACUGCAAAAGAAAAGUUUUUAAAGGUCAAACAGAUCACUGAAUCUUGGUUUAUCAACUCUAAAAGAGCUGCUAAGUGUUUUAAUGUUCAAGUUCCUCAUCAAGUCCAAGUUGUGUUUGAUGGUGACUAUGAUAGGGCUAUAGCUAUAAGUGAAGUCUGUGCUAUGGAACACUGUUAUCAGCCUCCUUCACCUCCUAAAGUCCAAACCAAGGGUAAGAAAUCCAAACCAAUUAAUGUAGAUGCAGAUUCGUUGUGA
This is a messenger RNA of Erigeron canadensis, 1713 nucleotides long. RefSeq lists its product as uncharacterized. NCBI's taxonomy places the organism in Eukaryota, Viridiplantae, Streptophyta, Magnoliopsida, Asterales, Asteraceae. The record is from RefSeq and is a predicted model, not a curated record. The transcript has a single exon. Bases 1 to 1713 code for a protein of 570 amino acids. Gene Ontology annotation, molecular function: nucleic acid binding; zinc ion binding.